CUUCCGGCGCGGCGGCUCCAAGAUGGCGGCGCUGGCUCUGAGGGGUUUGGGGCGGCGCUGCCUCCUGGCCCGGCUGGGGCCCGGCCCCACCCUGCACCAGUCCAUCCCCAUGGCCACCACAGCCCGGGAGGAGAUGAGGAGGUUCUGGGAGAGGAACGAGCGCCCGGGGCGGCCCCUGUCCCCCCACGUCAGCAUCUACAAGUGGUCGCUGCCCAUGGCCAUGUCCAUCAGCCACCGCGGCACCGGCGUCGCCCUCAGCCUCGGUGUGUCCCUGUUCUCCUUGGUGUGUUCCGUGCCCAUUCCAGGUGUGUCCCUGUCCCCGUUCCAGGUGUAUCCCUGUUCUCCAGGUGUGUCGCUGUUCUCGGUGGCCGCCCUGCUGCUCCCCGAGCACUUCCCCCAUUACCUGGCGCAGGUGCGGGCGCUGAGCCUGGGCCCCGCCCUCGUCUGCUCGGCCAAGUUCCUGCUGGCCCUGCCCUUCUGCUACCACACCUGGAACGGCAUCCGCCACCUGGCCUGGGACCUGGGCAAGGGGCUGAAGCUGCCGCAGGUGACGCAGUCGGGGGUGCUGGUGCUGGCCCUGACCCUGCUCUCCUCGGCCGCGCUGGCGGCGCUGUGACAGCCCCGGGGCGUCCCCGAGAUCCCGAAAUCCCGGGAAGGUGACACCGCCCCUCCCCCUCCCCAAAAUCCCGGGAUGAGCAGAGCUGCCCCAACCCCCCCCUGCCAGCAGCGAGCCCCGUGGUGUCCCCAGUGUCCCCGUGUCCCCAGUGCCGGGCCAAUGCGGGAUCUGUGUCCCCACGAGUGGGAUUGGCACCGGGGUGGGAUCACAGCGGCACAAGGAGCUCCAUUGAGGCAGCGCCCCACGGGGGUGGGUGACAGGUGACAUCUCGCUGCCACCCCCCUGCCACCCCUGGGGUCCUGAAACCCAUGGGAAUUCCAUGAUUCAGCCCGUUUUGGGGGGAAAAUCCCAAUUUUGGAGCCUCCUGUCAGUGGGGAGGCAGCAGUGACAAGUGACAUCUCACUGCCACCCUGCUGCCACCCCUGGGCUCCUGGAUCCUGUGGGAAUUCCAUGAUUCAGCCCAUUUUGGGAGUAAAAUCCCAAUUUUGGAGCUUCCUGCCAGUGGGGAGGCAGUGGUGACAGGUGACAUCUUGCUGCCACCCCCCUGCCACCCCUGGGGUCCUCAACCCUGUGGGAAUUCCAUGAUUCAACCCAUUUUGGGGGCAAAAUCCCAAUUUUGGAGCUUCCUGCCAGUGGGAGGGUACUGGUGGGGAGGGGCUUGUCACCCCAGGUGUUGUCACCCAGGUGUUGUCACCUGUCCCCUGGGGACUAAAAUAAAGCAGCUCUGAUCCUCCAGCCCCGUGUCCCU
This is a messenger RNA of Camarhynchus parvulus, 1364 nucleotides long. RefSeq names its product succinate dehydrogenase complex subunit C (gene SDHC). Gene Ontology annotation, biological process: tricarboxylic acid cycle; mitochondrial electron transport, succinate to ubiquinone. The record is from RefSeq and is a predicted model, not a curated record. The transcript has 7 exons. NCBI's taxonomy places the organism in Eukaryota, Metazoa, Chordata, Aves, Passeriformes, Thraupidae. Gene Ontology annotation, cellular component: membrane. The coding region runs from base 23 to 616 and encodes 197 amino acids. Gene Ontology annotation, molecular function: electron transfer activity; succinate dehydrogenase activity.